Erinaceus europaeus (western European hedgehog) is the source of this 3163-nucleotide messenger RNA. RefSeq names its product septin 4 (gene SEPTIN4). Lineage: Eukaryota; Metazoa; Chordata; Mammalia; Eulipotyphla; Erinaceidae. Gene Ontology annotation, biological process: regulation of exocytosis; cytoskeleton-dependent cytokinesis. The record is from RefSeq and is a predicted model, not a curated record. The transcript has 14 exons. Bases 24 to 3002 code for a protein of 992 amino acids. Gene Ontology annotation, molecular function: GTPase activity; GTP binding; molecular adaptor activity. Gene Ontology annotation, cellular component: cell division site; synaptic vesicle; septin ring.
GAAUACAAGCCAGCUCGUAAAACAUGGGAUCUACCAGGAGGAACACCGUCUUUCAGAUGAGUAAGACAAAUAAACCUGGAUCCAAGGCAGCUGUUUCACCAGUUAGAGGAUCUGAGGUGGCUAGCACACCCACUCAUCGGGGACAGGGGUACACUCCUGUUCCAAGCCAGCAAAGUCCUACGGCCUUUAGCCCUAUGAACUAUCGAAGAACAGAAGCUUCCUAUCCCACUGCUACCCAUUCUGCAGAUCAUCCUCAGUUUUUAUCUCCCCAGUCAGGACCUGGCAUUGCCAUUCCUAGAGGAAACGAGAAUAAAUCAAAAUCAGACUCAUUCCGUCACUCUCCUCACCAAAAGAUCCAACAAACUCCAGCAGCAGCUCCCUAUACUUCCCAAAUACAUCGGACUUUAAGUCCAUCCAGAGAAGACGGAAUCCGAAAAGGGGGUGAGAGUAAGUCAGGGCAUGACCGCACCCGUGCCACAUUCGCAGAUGCCAAAUCCUCCCGCCGAUUGAGUUUUCAAGAGGAGAAGGAUAACUUAGAAAUCUUACAGGAAGAAGACCCACCCUCGAAAGUACAAUACCCACAAGGAGUCAGAGUUCCCCGUAGACAUUUAGUUCAUCCAAAGGACGAAGCAGUCCAAACUGAUCCCAUCCGAAAGAAUGUGGCUACUGAGGCCAGAUCUUACAGGAAACCCUCUAGCCCACAACGAGGCAGUAGUAGAAUCACUACAGACUCAAAGAAAGCCCAGAAAAGGAUGCCUGUCCAAGAGUCUGAAGUGGGUCAUAGUGGCUCUACUAACAUAGAUCCCAAGAACUUGCAUAGAAGUAUGAACAUGGAAUCAUCCCUCAGAGUCUCUGUUCUUAAAGAUCUGAAUAGUGGACACCGAGUUUCUUUGCGUCAAGACCCUGAGUCUGUCCGCAGUCAAACUGCCCAUCCCAAGGCCAGGUCCUCUCCAAAAAUCAUAAUAUCAGAAGUAGAGUCUAACAUGAGAUCCUCAGUCCGAGGGGACAACGAACCUGGUCGCAGAGUCACCAUCUCCCCAGGGGAUCCGUCAGUACAGUCAAUUUACCAUGUUCGAGCAGCGUCUGAGAGCCCCCAAAAGCCUUUCAUGAGUGCAGCUGUGGAACCUGUCCAUAAGCAGACAGCAGCAAGACCCCGAGAAAAUGUCUUCAAAUACCCAGGGCCCACCCCCAAAUGCCCUGCCCAAGCAGUAGAACUGGAACUAACUCCUCGGCCCCUACCUCCACGUUCCUUACCUAAGUAUGAACCUGACUCCUCAUGGUGGCACUUACUCAAUCCUGAAGAAAUACCCCAAAGCCGGCCAGUAACACCUGAUUUUGAGCUUACAGCCCCUCCUUCCCCAGACAUACUCUCAUACUUUUAUGAAAUGGACUCGUGGCCUUGCAGUGAUGAUCUCAUGUUCCAGAGAGAGAAGGCAUGUCUGUCACCACCAGCAGCAGCAAUACCAUCAACAUUACUACCAAAGGAAUCUCCUAGCUGGGCACCAUUGAGGGAAGUGCCACAAGCCAGCAAGAGCACCUCUAAACAAUCCAUUCAAAGGUUUAGUGCUUUCUUCUUGGAUGUCUCUGAGGAAAUGUACAACCGUGUCAUCUGGUGGCUAAAAGAUGAAGAGAUCAAGCGCUUCCUGGAGGACACAGAUGAUGCAGAACUGAACAAGUUCGUGAAGGAUUUCCCAGGAAGCGAAAGCUGCCACCAACCAGAGGCCAAGACCCGGGUGUCUAGGUCCCAUCUGGAGUCAAGGCCCCAGACCCCGGACCUCUGUCAGGAUGACCUGGAGUUCAGACCCCCCUCUUGGCCCCAGUCCUGUGACAGUCAGCAGUUCUUCACUGCCCCAGCCCCUCUCAGCCCCUCAGCCCGGCCCCGCAGCCCAUGGGGCAAGCUUGAUCCCUAUGACUCUUCUGAGGAUGACAAGGAGUAUGUGGGUUUUGCAACCCUUCCCAAUCAAGUCCACCGAAAGUCCGUGAAGAAAGGCUUUGAUUUUACCCUCAUGGUUGCAGGAGAGUCUGGUCUGGGCAAAUCUACUCUUGUCAAUAGCCUUUUCCUCACUGAUUUGUAUCGGGACCGAAAACUCCUCAGUGCUGAAGAACGGAUCAUGCAAACUGUGGAGAUCACCAAACAUGCAGUGGACAUAGAAGAGAAGGGCGUGAGACUGCGGCUCACCAUUGUGGACACACCAGGCUUUGGAGAUGCUGUCAACAACACAGAGUGCUGGAAGCCUGUGGCAGAAUACAUCGAUCAGCAGUUUGAGCAGUAUUUCCGAGAUGAGAGUGGCCUGAACAGGAAGAACAUCCAAGACAAUAGGGUGCACUGCUGCCUGUACUUCAUCUCGCCCUUCGGUCAUGGGCUCCGGCCACUGGAUGUUGAAUUCAUGAAGGCCCUGCAUCAUCGGGUCAACAUCGUGCCUAUCUUGGCUAAGGCGGACACAUUGACACCUCCUGAAGUGGAGCGCAAGAAAUGCAAAAUCCGGGAGGAGAUUGAGCACUUUGGAAUCAAGGUCUACCAAUUCCCAGACUGUGACUCUGAUGAGGAUGAAGACUUCAAAUUACAGGACCAAGCCCUAAAGGAAAGCAUCCCAUUUGCUGUAAUUGGCAGCAACACUGUGGUAGAGGCCAGAGGGCGUCGAGUUCGGGGCCGGCUCUACCCCUGGGGCAUUGUGGAAGUGGAAAACCCAGGGCACUGCGACUUUGUGAAGCUGAGGACAAUGCUGGUGCGUACUCACAUGCAGGACCUGAAAGAUGUGACACGGGAGACACAUUAUGAGAACUACAGGGCACAGUGCAUCCAGAGCAUGACUCGCCUGGUGGUGAAGGAACGGAAUCGCAAUAAGCUGACUCGAGAGAGUGGUACCGACUUCCCUAUCCCUGCUGUCCCACCAGGGACAGAUCCAGAAACGGAGAGACUGAUCAGAGAGAAAGAUGAAGAGCUGCGGCGGAUGCAGGAGAUGCUGCACAAAAUCCAAAGACAGAUGAAGGAGACACAUUAGCUGGCAUUCAUCCCUGGAUAUUUAAAUAUACUCUUCCUCCUGUUCGUCCCAGCCUCUCCCAGCACCAGCUCUGCUCAGGCCCCUGUAGCUACUGCCACUUCGCCUUACAUCCUUGCUGCCUCCCCAGAGACUCAGAGGAAAUAAAGUUUAACAAAUCUGUA